AUGGAGCUGUUUAUUUUAUCAAUACUCAUAUUUGCAACCGAAGGUUCGGUUAUACCUAACCCAGAAACAACAUCAGUUCGUCCUAUGAUUUGUAACAAUGAUACGAACUUCCAAUGUGUCUGUGGUCCUGAACCUCCCAUAUCUAAAGAACCUAUUUUAUGUGAAUAUUUCAUUCAAUCGAGAGAACUGCCUGUUAUUGAUAUGAGGGCUAGAGAUUUAAAUCUUGAGGCUCAUCUACAUACCAAUGAAAAUUACGAAACUUAUUUCAAACGAAGGAUUGCUCAAAUAGUAUCCGCUUACUGCGAACGACAAGUAAAUGAAUGUCCAGGAGUCACACUAUACGUGCCCAAGGGCGGGGACCCGCGCUUAGAAGAUGAUAAAUCUGUUCUCUAUGCUGCUGAUGAGAAUGAACCUCCUCUAACACAGGAAAACGUCGUCAUCCUCAAAGUUGAGAAGGAGCCUGGCAACAUUACUAGAAUUCAAUUCGUUAUCACGCGUUCUCAGCUGGUGGAAUCUUUAGCAGACAGCCAAAUCAUUGAUCCUAUGAAGGUCAAAGUGAUACUUGGAAGUCAGGCGGUGCCUCUUUCACGUAUUCUAGGUGGUAUCAAGUUAGAAAGUGUCAGAGUAACACGUAUGAAGAGAACUCUACGUCCUGAAGACACAGACAACAAAAAGUUAAAAGUGAUGCUUCUUAUUUUCGGUCUUUUCUUCGGAGUUUGCUACAUCAUCGGUGCUAUUCGCAUAUACAGGGACUGCAAGAAACGUAGAAAACAACGAAAAGAUGAGGAGGGUCUCGCAGCAACGACCACUCUACCCAACUAUGGAACGCUCAAUAAAGAUGAAUCAAAGCCAGAUCGAAAUGGAUCAAUCACAAUAGCACCUCCCAUACGUGAACAAGGACAAUAUACUCUAAUAGAUGAAACCGACUCAUAUCAAAACGCUGAACCAAAAAUUCUGACCGAGCGCCAAAUGAAAUUCAUGUUCAUGUGCGAUCCAUCACAACUGCCCAGAGAACCGACGUUCAACUCACAAGCUGAUCUAGAAAACACAGAAAACAAUAAACCCAUUAGCAGUAGCAAGCUUCAACAGCAACAGGCACACCCUAUCACUCCCGCGUUUCCUUUGAGAAAAGAAUUAAUCAUCGAGGAGUCCAGAGAAACUGUUCCGGCAGUAGUAGUUGUUUCAUCCGCUUCGAUACAUGAGGAUCAAAUCAAACUACCCAGCUUAGAUGAUAUAAAUAAUCCAGAGUCUGGUAAACUUUUACUGGGAAGUGAGAGUCCUCCGCUCGAAAGACCACAAUCGAGACGUGGCAGCAGAGUCGAUGAAGAAGAAAUAGAUCUCACAGAAAUAGGAGUAUCAAGUGCUCCUAUAUUUACUGAUCUUGUUAUUCCCGAUAGUAUAAAAGCGGAAGAAACACCUUUAUCACCUGAGCAUUGGUCUAGCAGCGAAGGAGAAGCUGAGUUAUACUAUAAGAUGAGCGACGAGGAAGAGAUUCAAGGAGAUAAAUGGGCAUCGCAUUCAAAUCACGAAUCAGAUGAAGAAAACGAUAAAGAAGAAGUUCAAGCAGAGCAUGAAGAGGGUGAUAACUUUGUAUACGAAAGACUGAGAGAAGAAGCUUCGCCCGUACCACCACCUCACGACACCAAAGAAAAGGAUCAUCAAAUAUCGAGCUACUGA
Messenger RNA from Auanema sp. JU1783, 1677 nucleotides. The record is from the annotation of a GenBank genome assembly. NCBI's taxonomy places the organism in Eukaryota, Metazoa, Nematoda, Chromadorea, Rhabditida, Rhabditidae.